Messenger RNA from Nipponia nippon (crested ibis), 1329 nucleotides. The record is from RefSeq and is a predicted model, not a curated record. NCBI's taxonomy places the organism in Eukaryota, Metazoa, Chordata, Aves, Pelecaniformes, Threskiornithidae.
CAAGGAGAAGCCGAAAGCCGAAGCGGCGCCGAAGCCCCGCCAGGGACCGACGGAUGAGGCGCAGAUGGCGGCGGCGGCGGCGCUGGCCCGGAUGGAGCUGAAGCCCAAGGCCAAGGCACCCUCCUCCCAGGAGGCCAUCAAGAACCAGGUGAGAAAAGAGCUGAUGGCCGAGGCGGCCGCGAGCGGGAAAGGGCUCCCUGCGGAGGAAAAGGACCUUGCAUCCCCGGACGAGGAAGGGGCAGCCGCCCCCUCUGUUUCAGGGGUCUAUUUCGUUUGCCCAUUGACCGGCGCGGUCGUGAGGAAAGACGAGAAGGAGAAGCACAUCAGGGAAGCCAUCCAGUCGUAUUUCUCCGUAGACCCGGUGGCUGCCUCGAUCAUGGAGAUUCACACCUUCAAUAAGGACCGGGAGAAAGUACGAGCGGGCGUGGAGACCAUGGCCAAAUACCUGGAUAAUAUCUAUCUCCAUCCAGAGGAGGAGAAGUACCAGAAAAUCAAACUGCAGAACAAAGUGUUUCAGGAAAGGAUAAGCUGCCUGGAAGGGAUACACAGAUUUUUCCAGGCUAUUGGGUUUGAAACAAAAACACUGCCUGUUCCAGGACAAGAGACCACAGAGGAGUACUAUGUGCUGAAGGAAGAAAUGCUGACCAAGUUGGAAGACCUCAAGGACUACAAAGAACAGCUUCUAAGCUCUGAGCCGGUGAGGGCCCAGCUGGAUCGCCAGCUCUGUGUAUUUAAACCAUCACCCGAAGCGGCUCGGUUUGAGCUGCCAAAUGACUUUUACAACCUCACUGCAGAAGAGAUCAAACGAGAGCAACGGCUCCGGACAGAAGCAGUGGAGAAGGCUUCGAUGCUGAGGACGAGAGCCAUGCGAGAGAAAGAAGAACAAAGGGAAAUGCGGAAGUACAACUACACCCUGGUGCGAGUCCGGUUUCCCGACGGAUACAUCCUCCAAGGGACUUUUUACGCACGAGAAUCAGUAUCUGUGCUCUACAACUUUGUAAGAGAAGCGCUCAGAGAUGACUGGCUGCCCUUUGAGCUGUUGGGACCCGGAGGUCUCAAACUGACUGAUGAGAAUUUGGCCUUCAAUGAAUGUGGGCUGGUGCCCUCAGCCCUCCUGACUCUGGCCUGGGACGCAGCAGUCAUGGCAGACAUCCAGGCGUCGGGAGAGGAGCAGCCAGCAAGCCCCCUGAAACCAGAACUUCUCUCCAGAGUCCAGACGCUGUCAUGAAAUAAAGGGGAGUGGAUUCAGUGCUGGUGGUUUUAGACUGUUCCCUCAUUUUCCCGUACUGACUGUUGGAGCUUCCAGCUACCUGACCUCAGAAAUGACUU